UCCCUCCCCGCAGCGUCGCCCACGGCCUCCGGCCGCCAGGUGUCGCUGCGGCAUCUGCCUUCUCCUCCUCCGCCCCUGGGCGGCGCUCUCUCCCGGCGCUCGCUCCGCUUCCUGGAGCUUCCCCGGCGCCGCCGUCCGUCUUGCCCGCCCCGCUCCUCCCUCUCGCUCUCCCGGCCCUCCUCGCCCCUCAGAAGCGGCGGCGGCGACGACAGCGCCGGGCCAUGGCCGAGUGGAGCCCCGCCCAGGCUCUUCAGUGGGAGGUGGAGCCCCAGCCCAUGGCUGCUGCCCAGCCCCUCAGCGCCCCCGAGCAGACGCCCAUGGGGGACGUGCUCCCCGAAGCGGCUGAGCUCUCCCUGACGGUCGUGGCUGAAAUCCAAGCGGUAGAGAGCAAAGUGGACUCUUACGCAGCGCAGCUCAUGAGCCUGGAGGGGAGGAUGGGGAUGGCUGAGACGAAGCUGGACGGCUGCGAAAAGACCGCCGUCGAAUUUGGGAACCAGCUGGAGAGCAAGUGGGCUGCCCUGGGGACCCUCAUUCAAGAGUACGGGCAGCUCCAGAGGAGGCUGGAGAACAUGGAGAACCUGCUCAAGAACCGCAACUUCUGGAUCCUCCGCCUGCCCCCAGGGUCCAGGGGGGAAGCCCCCAAGGUCCCUUUGCUGUUUGACGAAGCCUCCUGCAGUUUCUCCGAGCAAGAGUGGCGCAGCUUGGAUGAAGGGCAGAAGGACCUCUACCGGCACAUCAUGAAAUGCAACUACAAGGCCGUGGUCUCUAUGGACACUGCCAUCUCCAAACCUGAGCUGCUCUCUCGGAUCGAGCAAGCAGAUGUCGCUGGUCGGGGGGACGUUGAGGAAAGAGAAGCCCUGAAGGAGACCACCCUGGGCUCUCCGAUUUCUGCCCUCAACGACAGCUCCUGGAUGGAGCCGGAGGAAAUGUCCCUGGUCAAAAGCAUGGGCGACUUGGAGGAGAGCGAAAUCCCCGGGGAUCCCGCCAUGAGUACUCCGCAGCUCCUGGAAGAAGACCCCGAAAGCUUGGAGCUCCCCGGCAUGUUCCCCCGGAAGUGGACGGAAGUCUUCCAGGGCCCGGGCGAGGAACUGCUCUGCGAGAGCCACCCCAUUUCGGUGGCGCCUGCAAGGAAGCCCCCGGGGAGCAGCCUGAGGCGGUCGUCCCGCUGCGUGGCUGAGUCGAGGAAAGAGGACCCCUCCUCUGCGCUGAUGGAGGAGGCCCACACUGGGCCCUACAUCUGCUGCGAGUGUGGGGAGGGCUUCCUGGACAAGCAGCUCUUCUCCACUCACCAGAAGACCCACGACGGAGGAGGGAGCUAUCCGGCGAUGGACCCCGGAGGAGGAGGAGGAGGGGGCCUGAAGCUGAAGGCGAGCCCCUUACCUCUCCAGAGGGCCCCGACGCCGGCGCGCCCCAAGCCCCCGAAACGCCCCGAGCCCCAGAGGAGCCCUGCCCUCAAGCCUGGCACCGGGAAGCGCCCCGGGAACCACAUGGUGGAGCGUCCUUACACUUGCACGCAGUGCAAGGAGAGCUUCAAGCUGGAGGUGAGCCUUCUUCUCCACCAGAAGCUGCACACAGGGAAGGGCGACGGGCCGCUGACGUGCACCUAUUGCGGCAAGGACUUCCGGGACCUCUCCAAGGCCGUCCGGCACCAGCGCAUCCACACGGGCGAGAGGCCCUACCAGUGCACCGAGUGCGGGAAGAGCUUCAUCCGCCGGGACCACCUCCUCAAGCACUGGCGCGUCCACACCGGGGAGACGCCCUACCAGUGCGCCACCUGCGGGAAGAACUUCCGCUACAAGGAGUCCCUGAACUGCCACCAGAAAAUCCACACCCGCAACCCUGCGGCGCACCACCUGGGGCUGGGGGCACAGGCCGGCCUGGUGGCCUUGAAGCAAGAGCAAUUCCGGGGCUUCCCUCCUUCCUCCCUUCUUUCCGGCGGCUUCUCCGGACGGAUCCAGCCCACCUGCCCGCUUGCGAUGGCCGCUGAAUGGGAUCCUUCUGCGCAGGGCUUGGAGUGGGGCAGGGGACCCCUGCAGCCCACCCCGGUGCACCCUUGCUUCCUCCCCAAGCGGAGCUGCGGCGAUGCUGCCGGCCGCCCGGCCGCUGAGAUCUCCCUCUGGACGGUGGUGGCCGCCAUGCAAGCGGUGGAGAGGAAAGUGGACGUCCAUGCCGGGCGGCUGCUGGCGCUGGAGCGGAGGGCGGGUCUGGCCGAGAAGAAGCUUUCCGGGACGGAGAAAGCCAUGGCGGAAUUCAGCCACCACCUGGACGCGCUGGGGACCCUCAUCCAGGAAUACGGGCAGCUCCAGAGGAGGCUGGAGAACAUGGAGAACCUGCUCAAGAACCGAAACUUCUGGAUCCUUCGCCUGCCCCCAGGAUCAAGGGGGGAAACCCCCAAGGUGCCGGUGACCUUCGACGAGGUCUCUGUUUGCUUCUCGGAGGACGAGUGGGGGAACCUGGACGAAGACCAGAGAGAGCUCUACAAGAACGUCAUGAAGGGGAACUACGAAUCUCUGGUCUCACUGGAUUACGCCAUUGCCAAGCCUGACCUGCUGACCCGGAUCGAACGUGGGCAGGAGCAGGCAGCUGAGGACGAAGAGGCUCCUAGGAGCAUUGGCCCAGAAUUCCCCGCACCCAGAAAUGACACUGUCUCUCUUGUCCAGCGGGAAAUUGUUCCUUCGAUAGUGGGCGAGUGGGAUUCGGGAGAAAGCGGGGCGCCCCCGGAUGAAAGCCCAGAUGCCACCCUCUUUGCCCAGGUGCCCGCCAGGCCAGAGGUGAGGCCUGGGGACCUGGCGCAGUACAGCGCAUUGCCAGAGGCCUUGGACCAGGCUGUCUUCCACUUCCCCGAGGAGGGCCUGGCGUGCGUGGAUGGGCAGACUUCCGGUGGCAGCCUGGAGGAGCCAGCAGCGUGCGGGAGCGACUUUGCGGACUUCACCACCAUCAUCGUGCCCGAGGGGGCCCUCCCCGGCGAGGCCCCGUACGUCUGCGCCGACUGCGGGAAGAGCUUCCUGUACGAGGAGCAGCGCGCCCUACACCAGCGGACGCACCCUCGAGCCUCCCCUGAAGGGAGCCCCGCCUCGAGCCUGCGGCCGGGGGGCGAGGCGUACCCCUGCCCCGAGUGCGGGCGCUGCUUCCCUCACCAGGCGAGCCUCAGCAAACACCGGCUGUGGCACUCGGGCGAGCAGCCCCACACGUGUUCCGAGUGCAACAAAAGCUUCCGUCUGAAGAUCAAUCUCCGUCUGCACCAGCGGAGCCACGCGGCGGCCGCGGCGGGCCUGGCGGCGAAGGCAGGCUCCUACAUCUGCGGCGAGUGCGGGCGUAGCUUCAACCACCACUCCAACUUCCUGCGCCACCAGAUGAUCCACACGGGCGAGCGGCCGUACGCCUGCGGUGAGUGUGGGAAAACCUUCAUCCGCAAGGAGCACCUCGCCACCCACGGGCGGCUGCACACCGGCGAGCGGCCGUACCAGUGCCCGCUCUGCCAGAAGAGCUUCACCCGCAAGCAGCACCUCGUCGGACACCAGCGGCUCCACGAAGGCGGAGAUCCCUGGCUGGACAGCCAUUCGGGACAGAGGCCUCUCCGGAGCCAGUGGGGCCGGGCGAAGACACGGGCGGAGGCCGGCGGUGCCCCCCGCCUCAGGCAGGAGCGGUUCCCCCCUUAAACACUCGCUUUGGGCACUGCCAGGGCACCCAGUGCCGGGACUUUGUGGGAUGCAGGCUGGGGAAGCCGUUGUGGACUGAACCGUUGUGGUUGCCAGAAGUGGAGACGGAAAACGAAGGCUGCGGCUCGGAGAGG
Molecule: messenger RNA, 3793 nt
Organism: Podarcis raffonei (Aeolian wall lizard)
Lineage: Eukaryota; Metazoa; Chordata; Lepidosauria; Squamata; Lacertidae
Product: zinc finger protein 282-like
Exons: 12
Coding region: 222-3659 (1145 amino acids)
Biological process (GO): regulation of DNA-templated transcription
Source: RefSeq, a predicted model, not a curated record